AUGAUUUUGACAGCAUUGUUGUUUAUUGUAAUUAGUAGUGUUGUGAAUGGCUCUGAAGAUGAAUAUCGGCUAAUCCAAGACCUGAAAAAUGGCUACGAUCCCAUUGAAAGGCCGGUGGCGAAUCACUCGGAGGCUGUGAACGUUUAUGUGAGGAUUUUGUUGCAGCAAAUCUUGGAAAUUGUAAGUUGCAAUUAAAGUAUUGCAUUGAAGAAAUUUUUUAAAAUGAUUUACGGGCAAGAUACGACAUAUAGGCUAUUGAAUUUUGCCAAAACUGGGUAGAAACUGAAGGUUUUAUUUUACAAGCUAUAUAAAAUACAACAACAAAAAUUUUUGCCUUGCAUUUUGUGGAAAUAAGUCCAAUUUUUUUGGGGGAAGCUCGGCAAGAAAAGCUUACUUCUUUCUCAGUUUUAAUCGUAACCCAAAAUAAACGCUUUCUCUACCUUCAAAGCGUACGGUAUGGACUUGUUGGCCAUUAUUUUUUGCUUGUUAUCUCUGUUAUAAGUUUUGUGUAAAAUUGAUGACAUAGCACAUCGUCUGUCGGGAAAAUGUGAACGCAAUGUCGCCGAUCGCUGAAGUGAAAAUCACACAAUUCAUUUUCCCGGCAGCGAUGCGAUUUUUGAUGCAACAGAGUGCUCAUUAUUUCCCCGACAGACUGGUACUAGUCUUUCUGGAGAGCCGCUAGUGUGAAAAAAUUAUUCGCCAUUGACAGAUUUAUGCAUAUGAGUCGGUUGAUCUGAGGGUCCACUGUAAUUAUGGUUUCCAGGACGAGCGCAACCAAAUGGUGACUCUCGUGAUUUGGCUUCAACAGACCUGGAAGGACUACAAAUUGCGAUGGGACCCCGAGGAAUACGGCAACAUCACCGAGAUCCGCCUUCCCAACGAUGCUUUGUGGAAGCCGGAUAUCUAUCUGUUUAAUAGGUAAUACUUUGAAACAGAACAAAUUUUUAAAAUCGUAUUUUACCCAAUCUUCAGUGCCGACGAAAACUUCGAUGCCCGCUUUGCCGUGAACUUUGUUGUCCGCUACACGGGCGACGUUUUACAGGCACCGCCGGCAAUUCUCAAAAGCUCAUGUGAGAUUGAUAUUACAUGGUAGGGAAAGGAGGAAUGUUUUUUUAUUUCUUUUGUUUUUAGGUUUCCAUUUGAUGAACAAUUCUGCUUUUUAAAGGUGAGUAAAAAAUAUGCAAAAUUCGCUAUAGCGCCCGUAUUUUACUUUUAACAUAAGAUAAUUGAAACUACAACGGAAGGGCGCAAAUUUUGAAAAAAUCGUUUCGAGACGUACAUGCAGUGUGGGACCUGCUCCAGUAGCAAAAGAACGAACCAUUUGGCAUCCGAGAAGUAUCAAAAAUGUGGCAAAAUGCCUCGCUUUCCAAGUGAAAAAACUCAGAUUUCAAAAGCGCACCUGCUCUUAUUUGAGGAAAAAGGGCGCGCCCUUCAAAACGAAGUUUUUUCACUUGGAGAGGGAGGUAUUUCGCCACAUUUUUUGAUGCUUCCUGGGUGCAAAAUGGUACGCCUUUUGCCACUGGAUCCGGUCCCCCACGACAUUCUUUGGGCAAAAUUUUAAUGUUUUUUUUAUUAAAUCUUAAAGACAUAAGUCACUAAGGAAGUGUAUGCUGGUGAUUUUAUAACCUAUAUUAUAACCUUUCAAAUCACCGGGCCAGCCAAGAUUUUGGGCAAUUUGCCCAAGAAACUUGGUCAGCCUGGCAACUUGACCAGUCAAAUCCCGUUCUGCUCAAAUAUUUUUUCCAAUAAGCCAAAAUGAUGACAAAAAUUCAAAUUUUAUCAUGCACUAUUUCCAGUACGGCGCCUGGACCUAUUCCCGCCGAGAAGUGAACUUAUUCAUCGAGGACUCGCGACUCUCCGAGAACCACAAAAUGGACCUGCAAUAUUAUGUUCCGAAUGGGGCUUGGGAUCUGAUUGGGACCCCUGCAAUUCGGAAGCCCUCCGAAUUCGAGGGGGCUUUGUAUGUGGAGCUCAUGUAUUACAUGUGGCUGAGGAGGAAGGUGCUUUACUACGGAAUCAACUGGAUCAUUCCGAGUAUUCUGUUCCUGCUCAGCAAUAUUUUGGGGUUUUCGUUGCCCGCCGAGUGUGGGGAGAAAAUCACGCUCCGUAAGUUUUGCAAAUGUAAAAAACAAAUUUGAGUAAAAUCGGACGGUAUUUUUUUAUUUUUUUUCAGAAACCACAAAUCUUUUGUCCGUCACAGUUUUCCUCGGGAUGGUCGCCGAAGUGACUCCGCCCACCUCGACGUCCGUCCCAUUGAUUGGCGCCUUCUUCGCCCUUCAAAUGGUCUUAUUGGGCUCAUCGGUUAUUAUCACCAUCCUGGUGAUUAACGUCUCAUUCCGAUCGCCCAAAACUCAUAAAAUGUCGCCAAUUUUGAGAGCAAUGUUUUUGGAGUGGCUUCCAUGGCUGUGCAUGAUGACUAGACCCGAUGUGAAGUUCACUCGACCGGGGUGGGUUUUGAAGCAGCGGUUUUUUUUUUCAAUCUGUUUGACCUCAUGACCAAUUUGUCCAGUUUAUCUGAUCAUAUAGAAAUUUUGGCCAUUCUGGACAAAUGGCUGAUUUGGCUAACUUUACCGGUCGACUUAACAAUUUGCCUUCGAAAAAACGACUAAUUUACCCAACCUAACCGGUCAAUUGACAGAUUUUACCUAUAGUGCUACUAAAGUGGUCAUAUACAGUGACGGACCCAAUCCAGUGGCAAAAAACGUACCAUUUUGCAUCCGGGAAGUAUAAAAAAUGUGGCAAAAUGCUUCCCUCUCCAAGUGAAAAAACUCCGAUUUCAAACGCCCGAUCGUUGUGUGAGGGAAAGGGCGCGCCCUUCAAAAUGCAGUUUUUUCACUUGAAGAGGGAAGCAUUUUGCCACAUUUUUGAUGCUUCCCGGUUGCAAAAUUGUGCGUUUUUGCCACUGGAUCGGGUCCGUAACCGGUCGACUUGCCAAUUUGCCCACGCAAACAGGACUAAUUUUCAUGAUUUGACCGGUCAGUUAACUGACUUUACCCAUAGUGCCAUUAAGGUUGGUCAUGUGAGUAAUCUAGCCAAUUUGACCAAUCUGCCUGGUCAUUCAACCAAUUUUCCCAAUCUCACGGGAUACUUGACCAAUCUCAUCAAUAAUUCCAAUGUAUCCGGAGCAGCUUGCCAACUUUCCCAAUCUGACCGAUCACUUGGCCAAUCUGACCAAUCUAACCAGUCUUGCUCAUACGACCAAUUUGCCCAAUUUAAUCGGGCCUGUCAUGAUCUAGCCCAUUGUAAAAACAAACAAGGUUUUCUUGAUCAACCUGGUCAGAUUUCGUUCAGGAAGACAUUCCCGGGCAUAUCGUAACUUCUAGUCAGAAAAGAUUCAAAUUUUUUGCUUUUUACUCUUCACUCUACUUUAUAUUUCAGCCGAGGUUCAACCCGCUCAACAACCUCUUCAUCAUCCACCGCCUCAACUUCGACAACUCGCUCUUCGGGAUAUAAGGCACUCAAAAAGUUGGUCGUCAAACAAGACGCCUCCAGACUGGUCAGAGGCAACUCUCUGGGCUCGUUGACCAAUAUCACAAGAAUUUUGGGAAAGAUUACACCGAUAAAAGAGGAGGUCGAGCCAAUGAUGGAAGAGAACAUGGAAAAUGGAGAGGUUGGGAAAGAAGAGAAGAAAUUGAGGAAGAGGGGAAGUAAGGAGAAAGAAGGUGAGUUUCUAGGGAUUAACUUGCCCGGGAAAUGAUAUUUUUUUUUGUCAAUUCUGACCGGUUAAGUUGGCCAAUUUUGUCCGAGAGUUUCCACAGAAUCUCACCGGAAAUUUUGACUCAAUUUGACUGGAAAAGUCGACCAAGACUAACUGAAAAAAAAAUUAAAUAAAGGUUUUCCAAAAAGUUGACAAAUUUUACCGGGCAAGUUGCCCAAUUUGACCGGUAAAGUUGACCAAUCUGACCGGGCAACUUGCCCAAAUAUUCCAACUAAAAAAUUUCAUUUCUAGACCCAAUCAAAACCGCACCACCAAAGUCGGAGAAGCCCAAAACCACCGAAUAUUUGUUCCGGCAAACGAUGAAAGAGCUCCGCGAAUAUUUGCACGAGUCCAAAAUCCGCGCCGAAGAGGAGGAAGAGGAGGAAACCGAGCAGGCCGACUGGAGAUUCAUGGCCAUGGCUAUUGAUCGACUGUGCAUGUUUAUCUACGCAUUUUUAUCGAUUGCGUUGCCUGUGGCAAUGUAUUGUAGUAUCCCCGAAAAGGAGGAGAAAUGGGGAGAGACUUAUUGA
This is a messenger RNA of Bursaphelenchus xylophilus (pine wood nematode), 4227 nucleotides long. The record is from the annotation of a GenBank genome assembly. NCBI's taxonomy places the organism in Eukaryota, Metazoa, Nematoda, Chromadorea, Rhabditida, Aphelenchoididae.